This is a messenger RNA of Acipenser ruthenus (sterlet), 3308 nucleotides long. RefSeq lists its product as uncharacterized. The record is from RefSeq and is a predicted model, not a curated record. The coding region runs from base 975 to 3047 and encodes 690 amino acids. NCBI's taxonomy places the organism in Eukaryota, Metazoa, Chordata, Actinopteri, Acipenseriformes, Acipenseridae. The transcript is spliced from 14 exons. Gene Ontology annotation, cellular component: extracellular region.
GGGCUAGGGGGCUUCCUGGGAACCAGUGCAGACUGGGACUCGCUGGGAAACACAGCAGAAAAGAGUACUGUGCAGGGAUCUUACUGUGUGUGUGUGUGUUUAAAGAAGCCUGCUGUGUACCAAUAAGAGCAAAAUCAAAAAGGAAAAGGUCAUGUAGGUUCACCAGCAUGCGUGUGUGUCUGUGUUUAUUCUAUGUUAAAUUAAGAGACCAAAAGCUUUGGGCAAAAUAUUCCUUGUUUAUUAUUUUUAUUAAAAUUGUUGUGUCUGUGUCUGUCUCUGUCUGAGUGGCUGUGUCUCUGUGUCUCUUUGUUGCUGUGUCUGUGUUUUUGUUUUUUUUUUAAUGGGGGGAGAUGCAUGUUUUGCUACUGUAUCCCACUGUUGGGACGACCACCACUAGUUUCCAACAAAUUAAUUUUGUCUAACAAUCAAAGUAAAAGUGCAAAGCUGCUUUAGUUUCAGCCACCUGGGGAGCUGCGUGGCUUGUGCUCUAGAGCUUGUUUCCUGGCUGCUCAUUUAUUAACCAGAUUGAAGCAGAAGUCCGUUCAGAAAUACUAAAUCCAAUUGAACUGAUCUCGUGUUAGACCACAAACCAGCAAAGCUUCGGAGCUUUGUGAUACAUACUGUAAACAUGUGGACAAAGAGUUAAACUUUUACAGCAACUUUGAUUUAAAAGUAAUCCGAUCUCAGUUUGCCAACGGUAAACUUGUGACACUGCGCCUGUCGCUAUCUGCAGCUUCCUUGUACACCCAGUCAGGUAUCAGAUGUAAUCUUUGUAUGUAUGAGAACAGUAUUUGCCAAUCCGCUCCGAUGACAAUAGUGCUGCUGUGCUGUGCUGGUGCAGCAUGGGUCUGCACUCCGAUUACACUCAGACUAUCCUAGCCCACAUGCUGCACUACACCGAGGCACAGAGCAGCAAUGAACUAUUCCUGAGCCAGCAGACAGAGGAAGGGACAGUUCUCCAGAAUCGCUGAAUCAUGACACUCAGUGGAUACUGGUCCCAGUUUGAGAAGGAGUUCCUGGCCUCUCACAAUGAUUACCGGCAGCAGCACGGAGCCCCAGCCCUGAAGCUCAGCCGUGAUCUCAGCGAGGCCGCGCAGGAAUGGGCCGAGCACCUGCUGAAGAUCAGAGCCUUGAAGCACGGCUGCACAGGAGAGAAUCUGUACUUCAGCAGCAGCUCCGUGCCCGCGGAGGUGUCAGGGAAGGAUGCUGUGGGCAGCUGGUACAGCGAGAUUAAGGACUACGACUUCAGCAAACCUGGAUUUGGAUUCAAUACAGGUCACUUCACCCAGGUAGUGUGGAAGAGCUCCACUGAGGUGGGAGUGGGGAAGGCCACUGAUGGGAAGAUGACCUUUGUGGUUGGGCGAUACAGCCCCCCCGGGAACCUCUCCAAUCCUGGGUACUUCCAGGAGAAUGUCCUGCCCAAGGGCAGUUCAGUGGGCAAGGAGAAGCCCGGCAGUGGCAUUGCCCCCUCUGCUGCAGCCCUGAAGCCAGGCCGUGCCCCCGCCGGACCCCCUCCCUCUGUGGGGGAGAGCUCUGGGUUCGAGGCAGAGGUGCUGGAGACUCACAACGCUUACCGUCGGCAGCACGGAGCCCCUUCACUGCGCCUGGACGCGGGGCUGUGCCGCGAGAGCCAGGAAUGGGCCGAUCAUCUUCUCAGCCUCCGCGCCCUGCAGCACAGCAACACCAGCUACGGGGAGAACAUCUGGUUCAAGUGGAGCUCCAACAAGACGGACUCCACUGGUGAAGAGAUUGUGGAGUCGUGGUACAGCGAGAGCAAGGAUUACGAUUUCAAACAGCCGGGGUUCCAGAGCAACACAGGUCACUUCACCCAGGUGGUUUGGGUAGGCUCCCAGAGGAUGGGCAUCGGCAAGGCAACGGACGGUGAAGGAAUGGUGAUCGCGGUGGCUCGCUACCACCCGGCCGGUAACAUCUCCAACGCGGGGUACUUCGAGAAGAACGUGGUGCCCAAGGGUACCCCACCAGCAGGGGGCGCCAGCAGGGACCCAGAGCCAAAGAAGAAAGAGAACGAGACAGCUUCAGCGGGGAACAGCAGCGUCCCAGGCUCAGGCAGCUUUGUGCUGGGCUUCCUGGAGUCGUGUAAUGAGCAGAGGUCUGCUCACGGAGCCAAGCCCCUGACCGAGGACCCUGAGAUGAGCAGGGGGGCAGAGAGCUGGGCCCGGCACCUCCUCUCCCAGGGCAGACUCAAGCACUCCACCACCUCCCACGGGGAGAACAUCUGGGCCAAGAUGGGCGGGGCGGACGCCACGCUGACAGGGCAGGAGGUGGUGGACGCCUGGUAUGAGGAAAUGAAGAACUACGACUUUUCCCAGCCGGGUUACCAGGAGAAAACAGGGCACUUCACCCAGCUGGUGUGGCGCGGGUCUCGCGCGGUGGGGGUGGGCAGUGCCUCGGACAGGAAGGGCACAGUCAUCGUCGUGGCGCAGUUCCAGCCGCCCGGGAACAUCACCAACCCCGGGUUCUACAAGCGCAACGUCCUGCCCGCCGGGUCGAAGGUCACCGACCAGCCCGAAGAGGAGGCUGCUGGGAAGAAGACCGCGGGUGGCAGCGUCGCCCCCAUACCAGGGAAGGAGCUGGAUCAGUUCUCUCGCUCUCUGCUGGACACAGUGAACCAGUUCAGGAAGCAGCACGGGGCGGGGCCUCUCAAACUAAGCCCCGCCCUCUCCAAGGAGGCGCAGGAUUGGGCGGAACACCUACUGCAGAUCAAAGCCCUGCAGAGCAGCGACACCGAGCACGGAGAGAACCUCUGGUACCGCUGGGCCUCCAGCACAGCGCCCCCUACAGGUACGGAGGUGGCAGAGUCCUGGUAUAAAGAAUGCAGCAAAUACGAUUUCAGCUCUCCAGGCUUCACGAGCGGCGCAGGCAACUUCACUCAGAUGAUCUGGAGAGCCUCGUUGCAGGUGGGAACAGGACUGGCGACGGACGGACAGGGAAUGUUCAUCGCCGUCACGUUCUACGACCCCCCCGGAAACAUCGCCAACGAAGGCUACUUCCAGGACAACGUGCUUCCCAAGGGGACCAGGCUCUAGAGGCAGGACGGAGCGCGUGGUGAGGAAGCACGGACCGGGACCAGAUUGUCAAGCAUUGUUUUAAACUGAGCCGCUUCCCAAAUCCCUGCGAUAGCAGCACUGUGAUUCCCUCAUCUAAUCUGUCACUGUGGGUGUCAUUGUAACCAUGUUAAGUUUCCUAGCUAUGUAUCUGUGUUGUAAUGCAUAUAUGUUUGUUUGUUUUUUUCAAAGUUGUUGGCAGGGCAACUCCAUUAAAUUAUAAAUAAAAAAAUUGUGACCAUA